Ostreobium quekettii is the source of this 1080-nucleotide messenger RNA. The record is from the annotation of a GenBank genome assembly. Lineage: Eukaryota; Viridiplantae; Chlorophyta; Ulvophyceae; Bryopsidales; Ostreobiaceae.
AUGGGGAAGAAGUCGAAGAAAGAGCCCAAAAAACCAAAAGUGAUCCUCACGCAGCGCCAGAAGGUGCACAAGUGGUUUCGGCUGGUUGGCCUGCUGACCGUCAGGAAGCAUGGUGCCUCCAUCCUGGCGCAGCUCUACUAUGCCUUUUUGGUUUCGGCGGUGGUGAGAGCUAUGGACAAGAUCUGGACGGAGUACUCAGAGUCCCAAGACUGCCAGUACCAGUUCGUGGCCAAUGUGACCUCCACGAUGAGCAAGGCAUACGAUGAGGCAUCCAGAGCACUGGCCACAGCAGCCCUGGACAAUACAAGGUGCAUUAUGAACACAAUCGAUGUGAACCUGCCCAGCCCUCUCCCAGACCUGCCCCUUUCAAGUCUGCCUGACGGUGUGAUGGUUCAGUUGUUUGGCUGGAUAUCUGCCCCCGACAUCGGCCUCCCAGAUGUUGAGCUAACCAUCAACACCACUGCUGACGCAGUGCUGGAGGAUAUAGAGGAUGAUGUCAGCAAGAUGUCCAAGGUCGCUCUGUGGGCCGACUACAUGGGGUUUGUCCUCGCAGCAAUUUCUGUUUUGAUCAUCCUGGGCACUGCCACCUACUAUACUGUGAAGAACAAGACCUGGAAGCCCAGCAAAAAGCGCUGGUUUAUGAUCCUGCUGAACAUUGGGAGGGCGCUGCUGUUCUACAUCAUUGCCGUCCUGGUGGUGUACAUGCAGGCGUACGCCAUGGAUCACGCUUGCGCGAUCCGAAUUCAAGACACCCAGCUGUCGCUGCCAAAGUGCGAGGUCCGCGAGGAGUGCGGGUUCUCGUGCGCCAACGAGAAGCGCCUGUACGAGAACAAGUGCCCGGAGUGCGACAUACCGCUGAAGUACUGGUGGGCCGACUGGCACUCGCUGCCCAACGUGCUGGGCGUGAUGUACACGCUCUUCCUGGGGGUGGUCUACGCCCUGGAGGCCGCCGAAACGCGGUACCAGAGGACGCUGGAGGAGCGGGCCGAGCGGCUGAAGUCGAUCAACGAGGAGGUGGAGCAGAAGUCCAAGGCCAGGCAGAGGGCGGAAGACAUGACGUCAUCACUGCUGCCCACGUAG